UAUCCUGGUCGACCCCCUUGGGAACAAGAGCUCCCCUCACCCGCCUGUUUGCUUAAAACGCCAGCCUGAGCCCACCGAGAUUUCCCCGAAGCUAUGCCUGCCAUUGUCAACCUCCUUUUCAACGUGGUCUCCACCAACACCACCAUCUCCUUCACGGUGGUGCUGCCGAUGGUGAGCCUGAUCUCUCUUUUCGCCGGGGUCGGAGGUCACCUCCUUCUGUGGCUGGUGCUGGUGAGGAACCCCCGGAGCCGCUCCAAGCCGAGCUCCGUCCUGCUCCUCAACCUCAGCCUCGCGGACCUUGGAGCCCUGCUCACCCUGCCCUGUGUGCUCCUGAGCGCCAGCUUCCAGAACUGGCAGCUCGGCGGUGGGACCUGCGUUCUGCUGGGGUUCAUGACUUCAGUGACAGUAGGAGUCGAGAUCUUCAGCCUGGCAGCGUUGGCAGUACUGAGGUAUCGCAUUGUCGCGCCACGGAUGAGGCCGCCUGUUAGGCUGACGCAAGUGUGAGUAAUAAAUAAUGAAGUCUGUUGUUGUUGGAAGGCAUUGUCACAAAAUGUUGACCCUUUUUGAAUCCCAUUGAAAUGGAGUAACAUGUUCUUUGUGGAUCUUUUUUUUUUU
Molecule: messenger RNA, 615 nt
Organism: Poecilia latipinna (sailfin molly)
Lineage: Eukaryota; Metazoa; Chordata; Actinopteri; Cyprinodontiformes; Poeciliidae
Product: type-1 angiotensin II receptor
Exons: 2
Coding region: 94-504 (136 amino acids)
Biological process (GO): G protein-coupled receptor signaling pathway
Cellular component (GO): plasma membrane
Molecular function (GO): G protein-coupled receptor activity
Source: RefSeq, a predicted model, not a curated record